Molecule: messenger RNA, 1707 nt
Organism: Closterium sp. Naga37s-1
Lineage: Eukaryota; Viridiplantae; Streptophyta; Zygnematophyceae; Desmidiales; Closteriaceae
Source: the annotation of a GenBank genome assembly
AUGCAAGGUGCCUCGGUGCGUGUCUGUGCCACAUGCGCCCUGCACCCCCCUCCAAUGCUGCCUUCUCUCCUCCCUGCCUACUCCCCCCCCCACCCCUCCCCCCCAGCGCACAGCGCAUGGGGCUCGUGGCACUGCUACUUCCACCGCCUCACCUCGCCCGCCUGCCAGGCCGCUGCUCAGGCCGCUCUCACACGCGGGGGAGGGCCGCAAGCGGGAGGGCUGGGAAGCACGGAGGGGGAUGCAGGGGGGGCGGAGGGGUCAGAGGGCGGGGAGGGCGUGGUGGGGGCGUGCAGGCCAGUGGCGGAGGUGGGCAGUGCAGUGGCGUCAGAGGCGCGUGUGGUGUGCGCCACCACCCAUGUGCGGGCGAGUGCAGCGGUGCCGUGCCGUGAUGGCGAUGCGGGCGCGGAGCCAAGUGGGACGCAUCCUGCUGAAGCUGCUGCUGCUCGUAGCACCCUCUUUAGCUUCUCUCAUCCCUCUGUGCUGCGUGCAUCGCCAUCCACCAACCAUUCCUCUUCCCACCGUUUCUCUUCCCACCAUUCCUCUUCCCACCAUUCCUCUUCCCACCGUUCUUCCCAGGGUGCAGUGGUGGCGGGCACAAGCGCUGCGCUUCAUGCUGCGCUGGCCUUCGCCCUACCUCUGCCACCUGCUCAACCGCCACCGCCACCGCGCCUACGGCAUGCACGUGGCCGGCACAUGGCCACACACCACGCCGAGGCCCAGGGCAUCCUCUCCUCGCUGCUGCUGCCGCCCCUCGCCGCCCGCCACCCCAUUGCAGCGCGCGCCCUGCAGCAGGAGGGGCGGGAGCUGGCGGCACUCAACUUGUCGACGCCGCACUCGGUGGAGGCGCAGGUGUGGCCGGGGCUGGGCUUCCAGGGGUGUGUGGCGCGCGGGCGCGGCAAUGUGAUGGCGACGCCGGGCAACCCCCUGGCGGACUACUUUGGGGCGGGGCGCGAGGCGUAUGUGCUGCGCCCCAUCGUUGCCAUGGACACAGGACGGAGGCGAGGGGUGGAGAGGGCGCCAGUGCAGCAUUCGAAAGAGGAUGAGCAGGAUAAGGAGGAAGGGGAGGAUGAGGAGGUGGGGAGGAGUGGGCAGGAGGGGGAGUUGGAGGAGCGGGGGAGGAGGGAGCAGAUGGCGGUGGUGGCGAGUGUGUUCCACGCGUACAGCCUCAGGCAGCACGACCCUGACCUCCACCACGUGUGGCUCACCGCCUCUCCCUCGCAGGGCCAUGUGGUGCGAGAGAGUGCAGGGCCAUGUGGUGCGAGAGGGUGCAGCGCCAUGUGGUGCGAGAGGGUGCAGGGCCAUGUGGUGCGAGAGAGUGCAGGGCCAUGUGGUGCGAGAGAGUGCAGGGCCAUGUGGGCCAUGUGGUGCGAGAGGGUGCAGGGCCAUGUGGUGCGAGAGGGUGCAGGGCCAUGUGGUGCGAGAGGGUGCAGGGCCAUGUGGUGCGAGAGGGUGCAGGGCCAUGUGGCCACGCAGACACACUUGGCAGCCUUCGACGACUGGACCUUCCUUAACUCCCGGCACGACAGCUACGGCCAAUCAGCGGCUGCCAGCAUGGCAGGUGUGGUGGGGUCGCACCUGGCGAGUGUGCUGAUCGCAGCGGAGUCAGACUACUUUGUGGGGUCACUGGCCUCGCAGCACACUCGCCUCAUCCUCGCCUUGAGGGCCACCAAUGGCCGGCUUGCUGCACCUGCGGUUCUCCUGAAAUAA